UGGCCUCUUGUCUUCGGAAUUGCGACUUACUUAGAACGAUGGAAGAGAGUUGUGAGCUGCGAUAACAUCAUUGAAUAAUCGCCCACACACACUUAUCCUUCCUUUCCGAUUUCGACGCUGAAACAAACUAUCGAAGCCACUAAAAAAUUAUUCUCAGAUCGCUUCGAUGGUCGAUCACUACAACAAGUUGGUUAAACUAGCUGCGAGGGCUUUUUAUGAUGAUCUAACGAGUAAAGGAGAGAAUCAACCUAAAUCGGGAAGGAGUGAUAACAGAGGAAUCGCUGUAGUGAUUCUCGAUGCCCUCACAAGGCGACAAUGGGUCAGAGAAGAAGAUUUGGCAAAAGAUCUCAAAUUACACACAAAACAACUUCGCCGAACUCUGCGGUUUUUUGAAGAGGAGAAGAUCAUUACUAGAGAAUAUAGAAGAGAGACAGCAAAAGGAGCCAAAUUGUAUAGUGCUGCUACAGCUGCUACAGUUGAUGCUCAACUGACUGGAAAAGAGGGAGAAGAGAAGGUCAAGUUACACACACACUCUUACUGUUGUCUAGAUUAUGCACAGAUAUAUGAUGUGGUUAGGUACAGAAUCCAUCGCAUGAAGAAGCUGUUGAAAGAUGAAUUGGACAACAAGAACACAAUUGAAGAAUAUAUCUGUACAAAGUGUGGAAAAAGAUACAAUGCUCUGGAUGCAUUGCGGUUAGUAUCUUUUGAAGAUGACGACUUCCAUUGUGAAAGUUGUAAUGGAAAACUUGAGGUAGAAAGUGACAAGUUUGUUGUUCAAGAAGGGGCUGAUGGAGAUGAUAAUGCAAGAAGACGACGACAUGAAAAGUUAAAAGACAUGCUUCAAAAGAUGGAGAUACAGCUCAAGCCUUUAAUGGACCAACUCAGCAGGGUGAAAGAUUUGCCAGUUCCAGAAUUUGGUAGUCUCCUAGCAUGGGAAGCUCGAGCUAGUGCUAUGGGGCGUGCAGCCAACGGAGAUAUGGCUGGUGAUUCUAAAAUUUCUCAGCUUGGAUAUAAUGGAGCACCAAUGCCUUAUAGUGGGGAUACUAAGGUUGUGGUGGACUUCAAUGGGACUGAAGGCAAUAGACAUGAUGUUAAGUCUGAAACUGAAAGUUCAUCUCUAAAGGUUUUGCCACCAUGGAUGAUAAAAUCAGGGAUGGUUCUUACAAAAGAACAACGAGGAGAGGUGAAAGAGGAAAUAAAAAUGGAUGGGACUUCAACUUCCACAUCAGCACAGUACUCGGAUGACAAGAAAUCAACGGUUGAUCAUGAUGAUAAAAAAAAUAUACAGGAUGAGUAUAUCAAGGCUUAUUAUGCUGCCCUGCUUAAACAACAACAUGAAAUGGAAGCUUCUAGAAAACAAGACUUGUCAGAUACAUUUACUGAAAAUGAUCCUUCUAGCCAUGCUUCUAUUCGUCAAGUUGGCAUCAAAUCAAAACGUGAGGAAGAUGAUGAUGAUGAUGGUACAGACUGGGAGCAAGCUCCAGUUGCAGGUACUGGAAAUGAAAAUUACAAGGUCAAUGAUUUGAAUGUUCAAGCUGAUGUUGCUCCAGCAGAUGUCGAUGAAGACGAAGAUGUGGACUGGGAGGAAGGUUGAUGAGAACUUUCUCUUUGAACAGUAAGGUGCACAAAAUAUAAUUUUUGUUGGCGUGUAAUUUAUUCAACAACUGGCAGCAGUUAUAAACUGAUAUCAUAGCAAUAAUGCUAUUAUUCAGUUUUAUUUCCAGUGGCCUCAACAGUGGAAACUCCGAUACAUUAUUUUUUUUACUAUAAAUGAAUUUGGUGUUUCUGGGAAAGUAAAAUCUAAUGCUAUAUUGUGCUACCAUGUCUUUGUGAGGGAUAAGUGGUCCAAUUCAAAUACUUCACCAAUGCAGUAAUCGAUGUUAUACACAUUUAAAUAA
This is a messenger RNA of Vigna radiata var. radiata (mung bean), 1898 nucleotides long. Its product is annotated as general transcription factor IIE subunit 1. The record is from RefSeq and is a predicted model, not a curated record. Gene Ontology annotation, biological process: transcription initiation at RNA polymerase II promoter; transcription open complex formation at RNA polymerase II promoter. Gene Ontology annotation, cellular component: transcription factor TFIIE complex. The transcript has 11 exons. Bases 167 to 1594 code for a protein of 475 amino acids. Lineage: Eukaryota; Viridiplantae; Streptophyta; Magnoliopsida; Fabales; Fabaceae.